This is a messenger RNA of Peromyscus maniculatus bairdii (prairie deer mouse), 5154 nucleotides long. It is a transcript of the gene Man1a1, whose product is annotated as mannosidase alpha class 1A member 1. NCBI's taxonomy places the organism in Eukaryota, Metazoa, Chordata, Mammalia, Rodentia, Cricetidae. Gene Ontology annotation, cellular component: endoplasmic reticulum; Golgi membrane; extracellular exosome. The record is from RefSeq and is a predicted model, not a curated record. Gene Ontology annotation, molecular function: mannosyl-oligosaccharide 1,2-alpha-mannosidase activity; calcium ion binding. Gene Ontology annotation, biological process: carbohydrate metabolic process; mannose trimming involved in glycoprotein ERAD pathway.
GUGCUAUUAGUGCACGGCGGGGCCGCGGAGGAGGACAGCACGGUCCCUGGUUCGCUCGCACUCGCCGGCAGGUCGGCGCGCUCGCUCACCUGAGCCGUGUCCUGGGGCCGCAGGGCCACCGGGCUGAACACGCGCCCCCGCCCGCCCGGACACGCACCGAGAUGGGCAGCGGGAGAAGUUGACGAGCCCCCCACGCACGCGGUGCUCUUGCUGCCCAGAGGGGCUGCAGCCAGCGGUCUGUCGCGCGUGCCUGUUUGCCAAAGGAGCCACCCCGGCGAGGAGAGCCGGAGGGGAGCCGCUUCCAGCGGGGAGACCCGCAGCUCAGACACGCGCUCUGGGCGGCCUGGAUGCGCAAGAACCGGCCCCGCAGCUGCUGACGGCCGGCGGCAGCGAAGUUUGGCUGCUGAGUGGCUCGGCGUCCGGCCCCUGGACAGACUGCCAACCGGCGGCUGCAACAACCGGAGCGAUGCCCGUGGGGGGCCUGUUGCCGCUCUUUAGUAGCCCUGGGGGCGGCGGCCUGGGCGGCGGCUUGGGCGGGGGGCUUAGCGGCAGUAGGAAGGGGUCUGGCCCCGCCGCCUUCCGCCUCACCGAGAAGUUCGUGCUGCUGCUGGUGUUCAGCGCCUUCAUCACGCUCUGCUUCGGGGCAAUCUUCUUCCUGCCUGACUCCUCCAAGCUGCUGAGCGGGGUCCUGUUCCACUCCAACCCCGCCUUGCAGCCCGCGGCAGAGCACAAGCCCGGGCCCGGGGCGCGCGCCGAGGAUGUCGCCGAGGGGCGAGUCCGGCACCGCGAGGAAGGCGUGCCAGGGGACCCCGGGGCUGUACUGGAGGACAACUUAGCCAGGAUCCGUGAAAACCACGAGCGGGCUCUCAGGGAAGCCAAGGAGACCUUGCAGAAGCUACCCGAGGAGAUCCAAAGAGACAUUCUGCUGGAGAAGGAGAAGGUGGCCCAGGACCAGCUGCGUGACAAGGAGCUGUUUGGGGGCUUGCCCAAGGUGGACUUCAUACCUCCCAUCGGGAUAGAGAACCGGGAACCAGCUGAUGCCAGCAUCCGCGAGAAGAGAGCAAAGAUCAAAGAGAUGAUGAACCAUGCUUGGAAUAAUUAUAAACGCUAUGCCUGGGGCUUAAACGAACUGAAACCUAUAUCAAAAGAAGGCCAUUCAAGCAGCUUAUUUGGCAGCAUCAAAGGAGCAACGAUAGUAGAUGCCCUGGAUACACUUUUCAUCAUGGGCAUGAAGACUGAAUUUCAAGAAGCUAAAUCAUGGAUUAAAAAAUAUUUAGAUUUUAAUGUGAAUGCUGAAGUUUCUGUUUUUGAAGUAAACAUACGCUUUGUCGGGGGACUGCUGUCGGCUUACUACUUGUCUGGGGAAGAGAUAUUUCGAAAGAAAGCAGUGGAGCUUGGGGUAAAAUUGCUACCUGCAUUUCAUACUCCUUCUGGAAUACCUUGGGCAUUGCUGAAUAUGAAAAGUGGAAUUGGUCGGAACUGGCCCUGGGCCUCUGGAGGCAGCAGUAUUCUGGCAGAAUUUGGAACUUUGCAUCUGGAGUUCAUGCACUUGAGCCACUUAUCAGGAAACCCCAUCUUUGCCGAAAAGGUAAUGAAUAUUCGGACAGUGCUGAACAAACUGGAAAAACCAGAAGGCCUUUAUCCUAACUAUCUGAACCCCAGCAGUGGACAGUGGGGUCAACAUCACGUGUCCGUUGGAGGACUUGGAGACAGCUUUUAUGAGUACCUGCUCAAGGCAUGGUUAAUGUCUGACAGGACUGACGUGGAAGCCAAGAAGAUGUAUUUUGAUGCCGUUCAGGCCAUUGAGACUCACCUGAUCCGCAAGUCCAGCGGGGGACUAACAUACAUCGCAGAGUGGAAGGGGGGCCUCCUGGAACACAAAAUGGGCCACUUGACGUGCUUUGCAGGGGGCAUGUUUGCACUGGGGGCAGACGGAGCGCCCGAAGCCCUGGCCCAGCACUACCUUGAACUUGGAGCUGAAAUCGCCCGCACCUGUCAUGAAUCUUACAACCGCACCUUCAUGAAGCUGGGACCAGAAGCUUUCCGAUUUGAUGGUGGUGUGGAAGCCAUUGCCACGAGGCAAAAUGAAAAGUACUACAUCUUACGGCCGGAAGUUAUCGAGACUUACAUGUACAUGUGGCGACUGACUCAUGAUCCCAAGUACAGAACCUGGGCCUGGGAAGCCGUAGAGGCUCUGGAAAGUCACUGCAGAGUCAACGGUGGCUACUCAGGCCUACGGGACGUUUACUUUGCUAAUGAAAGUUAUGACGAUGUCCAGCAAAGUUUCUUCCUGGCAGAGACACUAAAGUAUUUGUACUUGAUAUUUUCUGAUGACGAUCUUCUUCCACUAGAACACUGGAUCUUCAAUACCGAGGCCCACCCUUUCCCUGUACUCCGAGAAGAGAAAAAGGAAAUUGAGGUCAAAGAGAAAUAAAAGACAUUCUCUAUUUCACUCUGCUUCGUUCCCUCACUGCAUACCUUAAUAAUUCCUUUCCUGGUCAUCAGACACAUGAUGAACUCUUAUUGAUCUAUAAAAGUCUAUGAUUAUCCUAAGUUCUAAAAUUGUUUUGCAGUCUUUUACGUUCAUUAUCAUAAGCCUCAGUGGACCUCAAUUGCUUAUUACUUUGUUAUCCAGCUAGUGGAUCCACUGAUUUUGUUUGUCUGUCUUUUUUUUUUUUUUUUUUUUUUAAGGAAUCUAUUGUUUCUGGAGUUCAUGAAGUUGUGACAUCAUUUUCAUGAAAAUGGAAUAGAACAGUCUACCAGUGACCUCUUAAUUACGAUUUGAUUUGACUGCAAAACUUUUUCCUCCUCUAUGAGGAGAUGGUGUCUGCUUUAAGCUGUAAUGUUUUGCCAUGUUGCAAAAAGCCAUAAUAAUAAAUUAAGUAUUAAAAAAAAGCUUUUUUUUUUCCUUUUCAAGUUCAUGUUAAUCUGGUUUGUCUACCCACCAGAGACAGAUCUUAUAACUGUGACAGCCUCUUAGCAGGUCUAUCGUUAUUUGAUAGAAUGUCCUCUAAAGUACUCCAUUCACAUUACAAUUCAAAUGAGAAAGUCAUCCCAGAAGAGGCAGCCACACUGACCUCAUUUCAUUGCAAGCACAGUGUGUUUUAGUUUUUGAUUAUGUUAGUGUUUCUGCACUUUGGAAUUUCUUCCCUACUUUUACUCUAAAUGCCCUGUGUCGUCUCUGUGUCACGCACCGCUUAAUUUCUUCCAUUCCCCACUGCACAGCAAGGAGAGCACGUGAGUUCUGCAGAGGACCCCUGGUCCUGAAUCCAUUGAAAGGGAAGCGAUGUAACUUUUAACCUGCCAGGUUUUGCUCUGAACUGAAUCCGUCCCGCAGUCUGGUCUCUAAAAGGAGACUGAGAAUUUCAUAUGACUAGUUCAUGUAUUUGCAUUUCAUCUCUGGCUUUUCUUUAAGGAACGGAAACAUUGCACUUGGUUCAGAUUGGCAAAGGGCUCUUCCCAGAUGUAGGUAAUUACUUCACUUCAAGCUUUCACCCAGUGAAAGAAACUUUGCCAAUUUAUCUGUUCGUGUUCAACUAAGGAAAAUCUAAUUAGCUCUUAAGAAUACAGUGUGCUUAGUGUGGUUCCAUUCAGCAUAAAGAUCUUAACUUAGAAAUAAUUUAUAGGAAUGGACACACCCCCUCAUAAUUUGAUCUGUAGCAGAUCAAAAUGAUUAUAUGAUUCUUCCACACCUUUUCUUGAAAUAUGAAAGAUUUUCCCAAGAACAGAUUUAGUGAUAGCUUUCAUUACUGCACCUGCUCUUUAUAUGAAAAAUAGAUUGUUAUUAUGUGUGUACCAAGGGACAAAGACUAACCACCUCGAUUUCAACCUACUAUUGUCAACAAUGAUAACAAAACAAAGAGUACAACCCCUUGGAUUAGACUAAAGUAUAGAUUCCUGUGCAUUUAUAGUCUUCCAACUUUCUAAUUUUAUUGGGUUUCAUGUUGUUUGACCUAUUUAUUUAAGACAAUUAUUUUGUUAAAUCUCAGUAGACAAUAGUUUUACCCAUUUCAGCUUUAGGGAGGGUUUCAAAAAAUGCCAUUUAGGAUUACCACCUGUGUGGCCAGGUUGUUUCCAGUAUUGUACAUUAGAAUACACCAAAAUGCAUAAACUUGUCAAAUUAGUCAAUGAAAAAGAGCCUUCAGUAUAUCCUGUGGCUGUGUGAACCUCUGAGACCCAGAGGAACUUGUGCCCAUAAUCUAUUUAAUCUGUGGAGUUCAUGAACUUGUGAUGUCACUUUCAUGAACCUAAGUAGAAGAGGCUCCCUUGACCCCUUAAUUACAAACUUGAUUUGACUGUAAAACUUUUCCCUCCACUGGGAUCAAUGAGUGAAUAAGAAAUCUUUCUUUCCCCAGAGCUCUGAGGUAAAAUAUUGAAAUUUGCUGCCAAAAAAUGUGGCCAUAUGUAUUUUGAUUAUAACUUUCACUGUCCUUGGAUUAUUUAAUUCAUUUUCUUUGUAUUGUGAUUUGAAGGAGCACACAAAACUGGUGAGUAUUUCUGCAUCCGGUGGGAUUUUAAAGUCAGGUCCUGUGUACCCACUACGCUCUGAUGUACCUUUGGUGUCCUAGUGUAAGCAGGCAAGAAGCUGAAUCACAAUGUUGCUCUCCAAUGGCAAGAAUUGCCUUUCAGUUUUAAAACAUGGAUUUUUAUUUUCUUAAAUGCUAGAUUCCAGAACACCAAAAAUGUAAACAAGAUAAGAGAUUAAUAUUAUAGUAUUAUCAUUGAAUUAAGCUUAUAUUUUGUGUUAAUUUUAAACAAUUGAAGUCACCAAGUAGAUACCAACUCAUUCUUUUUCAACAAAACUGUGCAGUUUAAUUUACAUGUAUAAUCCACAUCCUUCAAGGUGAAUAGUUAAAAUAGCACCUUCUUUUGUGUUUAUGAAAUAUGUUUUGAUAUAGUUUGUGCAGUUAAUAUUAUAAAUAUAAGUUGUAUGCCAAUUUAUAGAACUCAAUGACUACUCUAUCAGGAUUUUUUUUUCAUGUGUAUUAUCCAUUUUUACAUUGAUUGUUUUUGAUUUGUUCAUGAUUGCACUCUGUCAUUUCCAACUUUAUAUAAAUCUCUGAUGUUAUGGGAAACAAUAGAUUGACACAUAAUUUUUAAAGAUUAUAUUUGUAAAAUUUCUCUAUUGUGAAUAAAGUCUUUUAAUAUAUCUUC